Messenger RNA from Pomacea canaliculata, 2221 nucleotides. RefSeq lists its product as uncharacterized. The record is from RefSeq and is a predicted model, not a curated record. Bases 315 to 1220 code for a protein of 301 amino acids. Lineage: Eukaryota; Metazoa; Mollusca; Gastropoda; Architaenioglossa; Ampullariidae. The transcript has 10 exons.
CGCAAUGAUCUGACAUAGUGCAACGUGCACAUCCGCUUGGGUCAUCAAGGCCUAGAAUGAAUUGAAAUACUGUAUUUCUGUACCUGACUCAACAGUAAUUAGCUUAAAUUUCUAGAGUAACCGUGAAGUUGUCAUCUCUUUUAGCUUAUUAUUUUGUAAGAAUAUGUGGACUUAUUGACUGCACUACCAACGGUCACUCCACUUCCGCCGACACAACGCUCAGCGCCGCCAUCACAGCUUUUAGAGCCUGAAGUGUCCUUGCCAACAUUCCAAGCGGCAUUGGCCUCAGCCUGUGACAGCCAGUGUCCAGCAGGAUGGCCUUUGUACACUACUCAAGUCCUUUGACACGUCUGCUGGUCAUCCUCUGCGUGAUCCGUGGCGUCAUGGCUUUCGAAGGCCUGAAUUGCAAUAGCGCUGAACUCCAACCUACAGAGAACUUUAACUUAACAUGUCUUAGCCGUUACUAUCUAAACACAAUUCACACAGUGAAGUGUGAAAGGGACAUCGCUUUACUUGAAAAAUCAAAGUGCACGGGCAAGAGGAUGAUUCGAUUUGGUAGGAAUUUAGCAAACGAGGUCAUUUGCACGCCCAAGGAAUAUGAUGACAAGCAAAACCAUUGCCGUGAUGGAAAACCAGUGGGCGAGAUUAACUGUAAAAACGAGAACAACAAAAGGAUUUAUAGUUGCUCUUUCAACGCAACUGAAAAAUACAAAAACUGGCGUAUCGCUUGUAUGGAAUACUGCCGAGUGGAUCCUGACACUACCCGUGCAGAACCAAACAAAACUAAAUGUAUAUGGCCCAUUUCCAGCACAUGUAUUAUGAACAUCGUCAAUGAAACACCACCAACUACAGAAGCACCACCUACCACCGAAGAACCAACUACCACCGAAGAACCAACUACCACCGAAGCACCAACUACGGCAGCACCAGAGAAAGAAUUUCCCAUAUGGGCUGCUAUCCUCAUUGCACUUGGCAUUGGCGGUUUGAUUGCAUUGUGCCUGUGCCUGUGCCUGUGCCUACCGUGCAGAAAGCGUCAGCAGGCCCAAAGUCCCGUACAAGAUCCAGAAGGAGGAAAUGCCGAAAAUCCAGAGGGAGAAGAAGCUGAACAAGGAGGAGAAGAUGCCGAAGGAGAGGAACCCGAAAGUGCUGAAAGUUCCGAAAGUUCCGAAAAGUCAGAAGCACCAGCCGAAGGUGGAGAGGAAGCAACAGAGGAGGAGUAAAGAACCAGAUUUGAAACAAAACAUCGCAAAAAACGCUGUGACCAAAUCAACUCCAUCAGCAAACGAGAACAGAACUUUGAUAAUAACUGAUUUGUUUACACGUACACUUGAUUACGAGUUACCAGCAUGUCGUAAGAGGAUGAUAGCACAGGCAACAACAAAAUCUAGUAUUUAUACAUCAAAGGGCAGCGAUGUCUUUAUUGUUUAGCUUGGUCACAGUGAAAACAUCUGUAUUGUUUGGCUAGGGCUCCAUGAUAACAUCUGUAUUGUUUAACUACAUCUCAAUGAUAACAUCUGUAUAGUUUAACUACAUCUCAGUGAUAACAUCUGUAUUGUUUAACUGCAUCUCAAUGAUAACAUCUGUAUUGUUAAACUACAUCUCAAUGAUAACAUCUGUAUUGUUUAACUACAUCUCAAUGCUAAGGUCUUUAUAGUUUAACUACAUCUCAAUGCUAAAGUCUGUAUAGUUUAACUCGAUCUUAGUGGUGGAGAGCGUAGUCUGUUAUUGGAAUACAUCAAUGACGCAAUCAGUGUCAAAGCAUCACUAAACUUUAGAAAGUGUGACAAGUAAACCUCGAUGCGGAUGAAAGAAAGUAUUUUACAUAGGGUUGUAAGCAAAACAAAGUAAUCCGCAAAAGUAUGCCUUUUGUUAACAUUGUGAUAUUUGUCAAAAAUCUACCACCGUACCGCUCUGGCUGUAAUCAUAGGGAGGGAAACAUAACUCCUCUAGAAAGGUGAGACAAUAUUCUCACUACUGUACAUGUGUAUCAGUUGUACUGCUACACUCCUAUUUCAGAGAUACUUGUAUAACUUAAGGCUAUACUAACAUAGUCAUUAACUAAAGGUACGCUGUUUACACACCUGGCUUAUAUAGCCAUACACUAUAUUGUUGAUCAACUCCUGUUAUGCAAUUUACAAAUGACUUCUGUAUACUACACGGCGCAGGCCACUGUCAGAGAGCAAAGAGCGUUUAAUAUUAAAGUAUACAGAAAGUCCACAAA